This is a messenger RNA of Theobroma umbraticum, 2936 nucleotides long. RefSeq names its product phosphoglycerate kinase, cytosolic-like. NCBI's taxonomy places the organism in Eukaryota, Viridiplantae, Streptophyta, Magnoliopsida, Malvales, Malvaceae. Gene Ontology annotation, cellular component: cytosol. Gene Ontology annotation, biological process: glycolytic process; tRNA modification; gluconeogenesis. The record is from RefSeq and is a predicted model, not a curated record. Gene Ontology annotation, molecular function: ATP binding; phosphoglycerate kinase activity; tRNA (guanine(46)-N7)-methyltransferase activity.
AUUAGUCCAGAAUUUGCAACUCCAGAGUAGAGCUGUUUUUGAUUGAAUUUCAUUGCAAAUUUUGGACUUUAUUUUUAGCUUUUUCUGUUUUAAUGCUUAACUCUUUUACUUAUUAGCAGAGAGGAAAUGAGUCAACUUUUGAAUGCACUCCGGGAAACUCUUGUAUUAAGCAAAUUAAGUUUCCACAACUAUCCUAGGAAAGGAAGGAAGUUGCUUCAACAUGGGUCAUGCUCUUAUCCCAUAAAGAACAUUCAAUUACCUUUGCAAGGUGGUUUGGAGGUUGUAACUCAUGUUAAAAGUUCUCAUAUGGAGAAGGCUUCUCUCUGUGAUGGAGUAGAAUUGGAGGCCUGGCCACAUGUACAAACUCUUAGAGAAUUUCCUCGAGAGGAGCUUUUUGCAAAAGUUGUUAUGGUGAGAUUUGAUUCUACCAUUUUCCUUGGGGAAAAACUGGAUUGGAGUUCUCAAUCUGCUUUGAGAGCACUUUACACCAUUAAGUUUUUACAUGAAUCUGGGGCCAAGGUGAUUCUCGUGAGUGCAUGGAGUAUGAAAAUCAAUCCCAAACUUCUUGCUGCAGAAGCUGUUGCUGAUAUUUUGUCAUCAGUUCUCCAGUUAAAAGUUGCUGCUUUAAGAUGUAUUUCUUGCAACAUGCCAUUGGAGAGGAAAGAUCUGCAGAAAGCAGACAUCCUUCUUCUAGAGAAUCUUUCCAAUUAUAAAGAGGAAGCUGCCAACUGUUCAAAGUUUGCGGAACUUUUAUCAUCAGAAGUUGAUUUUUUUGUUAAUGACUCAUUUUUCCAGUCUCAUAAAAUUCUUGCAUCAACAGUUGGUGUUGCUCGUUUUUGCUAUGCCUCUAUGGCUGGUUUUUCCUUUGAGGAAAGCCUUUGUCAGCUCAAGAAGACUGCAAAAACUAACAAGAAACCAUAUAUUGCAAUUAUUGGAGGAGGCAAUCUCAACAACAAGGCAGCUGCUUUACAAUUUUUAGCAUCUAGAUGUGAUGCAUUGGUCUUCGUUGGACAAAUGUCCUUUCAGAUAAUACAUGCUUUGGGACACUCUGUUCCACCUAAUCUGGUGGAACUUGAGUCGCAAAAAGCAGCUUUAGACAUUGUACAGUUUGCACAUGAUAAAAAUGUGCUCAUAUUGUAUCCAAAAGAUUUUUGGUGUGUGAAUCAGCACCUUCCUAAGCGAUUGGAUUUUCUUCCUGUUCAUGGAGUUUUAGAUGGUUGGUUACCAGUUGAUCUUGGACCUAGUUCAUUGGAUGAAAUAAACUCUCUGGUUACAAAUUCCAAGAAAAUUAUAUGGAUUGGUCCAGUAAAAUUUUGGUCCUCCAGUCCAUAUACAGGAGGAACUUCUAAAUUGGCUCAGAUGCUUUACAAACAGUGUCAAUGUGAAUGUGAGAUAACGAUUGUUGGGGGUACAGCAUGUGAAGCAAUCAAAAAUGAAUCAAGCUCUGUAUCUUCUUUUAACAUGCUGGAAAACGCUUCAGCUGUUUGGGAGUUUCUCAAAGGACAAAAGCUGCCUGGGGUCAUGGCCUUAGAUAGAGCAUAUCCAUUUGAGAUUGACUGGAAUAUUGCCUACUCUGAUCCAUCCCGACCUUUGGUUGUUGAUAUUGGAAGUGGUAAUGGACUCUUUAUCAUGGGAAUGACCAGAAAGAGGAAGGAUCUGAAUUUUCUUGGUUUGGAGAUUAAUGGAAAGCUUGUAAAACGUUGUCUGGAUUCUGUUCAUCAAUCUGGCAUCACAAAUGGGUACUUUAUUGAAACAAAUGCAACAUCAACAUUCCGUUCCAUUGUUUCCAGUUACCCUGGAGAAUUGGUUCUUCUUUCGAUACAGUGCCCAAACCCGGAUUUUAACAAACCAGAACAUAGGUGGAGGAUGCUGCAAAGGUCAUUAAUUGAAGCAGUGGCAGAUCUUCUUGCGUCUAAGGGGAAGGUCUUUUUGCAAUCUGAUGUUGAAGCAGUUGCUAUGAGACUGAAAGAAGAGUUUUUGAAAUAUGGAAAGGGUAAAUUUCAUGUAUUGCAUGAUCGUUACGACCUAAUAAUUAAUGGAAAUACAUGGCUCAAGGAGAACCCAUUUGGAAUUCAUUCAGACUGGGAGCAACAUGUCAUAGGUCGUGGAGCUCCUAUGUACAGAUUAAUGCUCUCCAAUGCAACGGCUCUUGAAUAAGUUGUUGGAAUUUGCUGGUUCUGAAAAGUUGGCCGUAGCUGGGAUGCCCUCAUACUGCUUGAAGAUCAUUUGUAGAGAAACUAGAUUUCAGUGCAGCCAUGGUUUACCUUUCUUGGAGAUGAACAUGAGCUACAUGCUACAACUUUCAUGAAAUUUUCUUUGCCAGACACUGGAAGCGACUGCAAUAUGCAUGAUUGCUCGGAUAUCUGUGAGGAAAUGCAUGACAAGCAACCUUGCCAAAGCAGGGAAUUGAACUCAGAUGUUGGGCACUUGGCAGCGUCAUGCUUAUGGCAGUAGAGACUACAAAUUGCCAAGAAUGGUUACCUUGACAGAGUCUAUAUAAGGCAAAAGUUAGCAGCUUUUAAGACAGGUGGAGAGCUAUCAGUUUUUAAGAAAAAGGAACAGCAGUUUGUAUUUUCCUUUUCUUUUGUGAACUUCCAUUAUCAAGCCCUUCCUGAAUCUGUAGCUUAGAAAAAUUUUAACAUGAAGGCAUCUAUUCACCCCCCUGUGACAUCAUGAUUUGAUCAACCUUUUUCCUUGAGAUUGUGACCAAAAGAAAGAAGCUUUUUUCCUUGGAUUACUGUGGUCACACAAAUUCAAGCUGCAGUCAAAAGCAAAAGAGAGUUCAUCAUUAGAGCCCCAGAGUCAGAAGGUAGCAGCAUUAUUUCAUUUGAUUUGGGUGUCUUGGAUUUAACCUGGAAGGUUUCUUUCUUUGUAGUAUUGUAUUCCCCAAAAAAAGGCAGAAAUUAAAUAAUAAACAAUCAAAAGCACUUUUCCAA